CGCAGGAUAGCAUCAAAAAUGAAUAGAUUAGCAAUCAAAAUCAAGCGGGUUUGCCAAUUCAAAGUUGGUGAACGAAAACCGAGUUCAAAUAAUUCAAUGCGAUGAACAAUAUUGAAAUAUUUCUUGACAACUUUUUUCAUUAUACAGGGUGUCUGAAAAAUAUUGACAAAGCGCUCAUGUGCAGGUAGAGCGGAUUAAACUGAUUGCGAGUCGAAAAGUCUUGUACCAUUUUGCAAUUUUCGCAACAGUUAUUAAUUACUAAAGAUCGCCGAAUAAGCGCCCAGCCUACCGCCGAAUGCAAGCGCGCGAGAUACGAUAAAAAACGGGAGACAAUCAUAUCUCAGAACGGGUUUUGCAGCUUGUAGCAACUCCUCGCGCGCCUAACGAUCUUGAUGGGUGUCCAAAAUUUUUGGGACACCCUGUAUAGCGAAAUUUAUGCGAUGUUUAUAAAGAGAAUCUACGUCUGCGCCGCAUUACAGUCGCGCAUGUGCGUUCGAAGAGACCGGUAGUCCAGCGACUGCUGACCACGUCUCUCUUAGACGUGAUACGGUCGUUUAACGCGAGAAUAUUACGCAUAGCGGAAAGAUUAAUAUAUCGAUCGCCGCAAAAGUUUAGUGUGAGAAGUCUUGAAUUUAACGUGAUCCCUACAACUUUAACAAAUUGCGAUCAGUUGUGCAAUCGUGCGAAAGUUGUACACGACGAUUAUUCGAGCAUGUCGCUGUUCGCCUGUUGCGUUCGUCGGAGUAAUCGACGAGCGGAAGAAGUGCCGCAAAUGAAGGAGCCGCCGGAAAUAUCAUGGGAAAACUCAUUUGGCUCGCCUAGCGGCGUGCCCUUCGACGACGACACGAAGGAGCUGCUAAAAAAGUGUCUCGACGUCUCCGUGCCGCCGCCGACCAGCCUAUCCGAGCUAAUCAAGCGGAGCGAUGCGUUCCCCGUGACGUUCCCCAUUAACACUAUGAGAUGCUCCUCGCUGAGAAGCAGAGGAAUCAGCGCAGAGACCAUUGAGUUAAACGCAAAUUCGACAUAUCCGUUAAUACACGAGGCGAUGCUGCCCUUGAUUGGCCGAUGGCUGAAACACAAGCGAUUACACGGUAGCCUUGUUGAAAAAGCCAUGUACAAGGAUAUGAGCCUCAUCCAAUUUAUCCAGCGCCUGCUGGAGAAAAGGGCGGUCUACUUUUACGGUCAGAACGAUCGAUGGAAAUUAAUUGACAACAAGACUGGCGUUGACGGAUGGGAAAGCGUCGGUACCGAUCACGAGAAGGAGCCAUUGGUCCUAACGAAAUGCUUGAGCUACGACGAGAUCAAAUUAUCAGCGAUGAUGGCGGUCUCGUCUCACACGGAGUUCAUAAACGACGGCGCGCGAAGAAACAGAGGCAUUGUGAGCAGUGACCCAGACGCCGUCCAACCUCGAGGGGUUAUUAUGGGUGUCGUAGGCACAAGAUUCGCAAAGCCCCGAGUCAUGGAGUAUCAAGACAUUCUCAUCACGCCAAUGCAAAACACUAUCGAUAACGGGUACGGGCCCGCGAUGGAUGGUAUAUCCGAAGAAAAACGCGGGUUGCGCGAUUUGUGGGCGAAAUUUUACGGCGAGGAUUAUCAUCCGCUCUACGAGGAAGUCCUGAAGCGGAUUAAAUCUAAAGACAACAGACGUUACUUAUCGCUGGCUAGCCAAACAGUUUCGAUGUCAGUUUUUGACAUCGAAAAUUACAUGAAGAGGACUUUGCUCUCCGUAGAAAUAAUACUUCUCGAAGCGAACACUCGCGCGGAGAAGCAAAACACGACUGCUUUCUUGCACGUGGUCGGUUUUGGCCUCGGUGUCUGGAGAAUAACUCAGGAUCAAGAGAUCUAUUUCUUGAAAACGUUCGAGAUCGCCAUUAGGAAGAUGAACAAGAAGCUCAAGUACGUUUCCGACAUCAUGUUCGCUUAUUUCCAGCAACAGAAGUGCGGCGGCGCAGGAAAUGGCGAUUAUCUUGGCGAUAUAAAAAUUCAUUUCGCUGUGAGAGAGCCGCACAGCAGACUGUUCCGAGCUACCGAUGCGAACAAACUCCUCGUUGUAACUUAUGCCUGGGACGGAAACUCAUUGCCAGGCAACGAAUUCUGGAAUGGUUAUUUGGAAUCCAGCGGCGAUCCAGCGGCCGCUUGCAGCAGCCAAAUAACCGAGCUGCAUAAUUCUCGAAUCAAUCCACGCGCGUGCGGCUCCAGCCUGCAUGUCGCAUCCGCGGAGCAUGGAAUUCUGCACAUAUCCGAUUACGCGAAGCUUCACCUUACUUAGGUAACAUCCAAUAAGCACCUUCUUAUCGACGCCGGUCUUUUUUACUGUACGAAGUUCGAUUUUGUAAUAAUCGUAUAAGAAACCAUACAUCAGCGUGGAAUAUACCUUUAAUCGAGAAAUUGCGGAGAAGCUUCUUUUUUUUUUACCUUUGAAAUUUUUCCACAGAAGCAGUAGAAUUAUACAUGAUAUAUUGCAUGUAACGUGCUAGAAAAUGUUUUAUAUCGAAAAAAUUGAGCUCUUCCAUGAAAA
Molecule: messenger RNA, 2518 nt
Organism: Linepithema humile (Argentine ant)
Lineage: Eukaryota; Metazoa; Arthropoda; Insecta; Hymenoptera; Formicidae
Source: RefSeq, a predicted model, not a curated record